ACAGGAAAAAGCAUUUGGGCAGGAACACAGAUGGGUUCGAGUGCUUGAGGGAGGAGCACCACCACAACUAUAAAACUCAUCCGCGUGAGUCCCAACCUCACUCCGUAGAGAAAAGAGAGUCCAACAUGUCAUACUAUGAGCACAUCCUCUUUGACUAUGAAUACAAUGACAGCAGUUCUGGCUCUGGUUCUGGUGAUAUUGGGGUGGAUCUGGAGGAGCCUUGCGAGGUGGAGCACCUGAUGACCUCUGACUUUCAGCAGGUCUUUUUACCUGUGGUCUAUGCCUUCAUCUUCCUGCUGGGCAUCACCGGAAACGGUCUGGUGGUCUUUGUCUUGGGCUGCCAGCGUAGGUCAAAAUCCAGCCUUACCGACCGGUACCGAUUGCACCUCUCAGCUGCCGAUCUCCUCUUUGUUGUGGCGCUUCCGUUCUGGGCGGUGGACGCGGCGCUGGCCGACUGGCGCUUUGGGGCAGCCACCUGCGUCGGCGUGCACGUUAUCUAUACGGUCAACCUGUACGGCAGCGUGCUCAUCCUGGCCUUCAUCAGUCUGGACCGCUACCUGGCGGUGGUUCGGGCCACCGAUACCAACACGGGUGGCCUGAGGCAGAUGCUGGCGCACAGAUUGGUCUAUGUGGGCGCGUGGUUGCCCGCCAGUUUGCUGGCCAUUCCCGACUUGGUAUUUGCCCGAACUCAAGAAGGAGGCGAGGGAAGCACCUUGUGCCAAAGAUUUUACCCAGCGGAACACGCUCCUCUCUGGGUGGCCGUUUUUCACCUACAGCUGGUCCUCGUGGGUCUGGUGAUCCCAGGUCUGGUGCUUCUGGUGUGUUACUGCGUCAUCGUCACCAGGCUGACCCGGGGACCUCUCGGGGGUCAAAGGCAGAAACGACGAGCGGUGAGGACCACCAUCGCGCUGGUGCUCUGCUUCUUUGUGUGUUGGCUGCCCUACGGAGCGGGCAUCUCUGUGGAUGCCAUGCUGCGUUUGGAGGUUCUGCCCCGCAGCUGCAACCUGGAGGCCUUCCUGGGUGUGUGGUUGGCGGUGGCUGAGCCCAUGGCAUUUGCGCAUUGUUGCUUAAACCCGCUGCUUUAUGCCUUUCUGGGGGCAGGCUUCAAAAAUUCAGCCCGCAGAGCCUUGACACUGAGCAGAGCAUCCAGUUUGAAGGUUUUACCGAGACGACGCAACGGGGCCUCCACAACCACAGAGUCUGAGUCGUCCAGUUUGCACUCUAGCUAGUGUUUGCUCAUUCUGACUCCAAGCGUGUGAGUGUGCGUGAAAUAAUAAUAGAAAUAAUCUGAGAAUUUAAGGAGCAAGUCUGCUGGCGGUCUUCUCUCAAUUCUCUUGUAAAUAGUGUCUUUUGUUGGGUCAAUGCUGCUGUGCUUUCACUGAACUGUAAUGGUUUAUAAUAAAUAUGGAGAAAAAAAUC
Syngnathus typhle (broad-nosed pipefish) is the source of this 1419-nucleotide messenger RNA. RefSeq names its product C-X-C chemokine receptor type 4-like. The transcript has 4 exons. The coding region runs from base 126 to 1229 and encodes 367 amino acids. Lineage: Eukaryota; Metazoa; Chordata; Actinopteri; Syngnathiformes; Syngnathidae. The record is from RefSeq and is a predicted model, not a curated record. Gene Ontology annotation, biological process: immune response; G protein-coupled receptor signaling pathway; neurogenesis. Gene Ontology annotation, cellular component: membrane. Gene Ontology annotation, molecular function: G protein-coupled receptor activity.